CUGAGCAUCUGAUUCUGGUAAGUUUAAGGAGCUAUAAAUCCAUUUGGAAGCCUAAAUCUAAGAUCUGGCUAAUGAGCUCAUAUCUGCCUCAUCAUGUCUGAUCUCAAUAACUCUGAAGUCAAGUUUUUCCUUCUGAUUGGGAUCCCAGGACUGGAACAUGCCCACAUUUGGUUCUCCAUCCCCAUUUGCCUCAUGUACCUAGUUGCCAUCAUGGGCAACUGCACCAUUCUCUUUAUCAUAAAGGCAGAGCCCUCGCUUCAUGAGCCCAUGUAUUAUUUCCUUGCCAUGUUGGCUGUCUCUGACAUGGGCCUGUCCCUCUCCUCCCUUCCUACCAUGCUGAGGGUCUUCUUGUUCAACACCAUGAGAAUUUCACCAAAUGCCUGCUUGGCCCAAGAAUUCUUCAUUCAUGGAUUCUCUGUCAUGGAAUCCUCAGUACUUCUAAUUAUGUCUUUGGACCGCUUUCUUGCUAUUUGCAAUCCCUUAAGAUACAGUUCUAUCAUCACUAGCAACAGGGUUGCUAAAAUGGGACUUAUUUUAGCCAUUAGGAGCAUUCUCUCAGUGCUUCCAUUUCCCAUCACCCUAAGGAGAUUAAAAUAUUGUCAAAAGAAUCUUCUUUCUCACUCAUACUGUCUUCAUCAAGAUACCAUGAAGCUGGCCUGCUCUGACAACAAGAUCAAUGUCAUCUAUGGCUUAUUCAUUGGUUUCUGUAUUAUGCUGGACUUGGCAUUGAUUCUUUUGUCUUAUGUGCUGAUCAUGAAGACUGUACUCAGCAUUGCAUCUUUAGCAGAGAGGCUUAAGGCCCUAAAUACCUGUGUCUCCCACAUUUGUGCUGUGCUCACCUUCUAUGUGCCCAUCAUCACCCUGGCUGCCAUGUACCGCUUUGCCAAGCACAAAAGUCCUUUUGCUGUAAUCCUUAUUGCAGAUAUGUUCUUGUUGGUGCCACCCAUUAUGAACCCCAUUGUGUACUGUGUAAAGACUCGACAAAUCUGGGAGAAGAUCUUGGAGAAGUUGCUUCACAUAUGUGGGAAAUAAGAAUGUGAAUAAUUAGGUAAUAAAUUAUCAACCGGUAAGCAUUUACUGGCAUUUGCUAUGUGUUUAAGGCUACAGAAGUCACAAAUGAAGGACUGGAGCAAGGUACUGAAAGCUGUGUAGUGCAGAAUUUAUAAUAAAGUUGAGAAUAUAAUUUAACAGGAUAGAAAAAAAUAAUCAAGAGAUGCAUAAGAUAUAGAGGUUUAAUUAACAUUUUAAGAGGAGUCGAAACAAAACACUCAUAUGAUGAAGCAGCUGGAUUUGAGCCAGCCCACAAAGAAUUAAUAAAAUUAGGGCAGAUUGAGAUUAUCAUUCAACUAGUAUCUAGUACAGAUGAUAUACAAAGUCUAAGCUCGUGCUAUCAAGGAAAGGUAAAAUAGCAGAGCACAUGGCAACUAUGAAGGAUGCUGAUCUGAUUAGAAUAGAAAGUAUAAUUUAACAAAUAGCAAGUGAUAGUUUUGCAUAAGAUAAGUGAACCAGAUUUUGGAGCACUUAAGAAAAGCUUUGAAAAGUCUAAAUUCAGGAGGUAUUGGAAUGCCAAUUUAGUCUCUGCAUGAUAAAUUUAAAGAAGAGAGUGCCUGUAAGCAUGAGCAAGAUGGAUUGAAUUUGGGGAAAAUGAGGAAGAUUGACAGGAGAAGGCACAAUAAUCCUGCUGUAAAGUAAUGACUUAGGAAAGGCAGGGAGAGAGCAAAAUCAUUUAGCUGUUAUUGUUAUUUUUUUUCUAAAACCAACAUGUAAUUUAUAGACAAUUCUCACACAUUUAACUAAGUGACUAAAAGAUAAUUUUAAAACCCCUAUGAUUUUGCUGUUCAGUUUUUUCCUGUGAUUUAGUCUUUCCCUUCACCUUAAAAAAAGUUAGCCCUUCUAAUGUUUUUAAAAAUUGAUUCCUGCUGGACAUGGCAUUUGGCACCACAGUAUUUUUCAUGGAAAUUUAUAUUUUAAACUGUUUUCUUAUGUACAGAGGAAAUAUUUUAUGGAAAAAUCAAAAGAUUGCAUAUUCAGUUGAAAAUACAAUUUGAAGGAUGAAAGUUAAGACUGACAUGGCAAUCUCUCUGGGGUACUGAGGUAAGAGUGUCUUAAACAGGAAAGAAAAGCUUUUCAAAGGAACUGGACGUUUGAAUGACGGAUUUGAAUUUUGUCUUGAGGAUUUGGCACAGGUGAAUGAAUAUUCAAAAACCGGUAACUACAGAGAAUUUGAAACAGGAAACCUAGAUGCUGCUUAU
Molecule: messenger RNA, 2252 nt
Organism: Cebus imitator (Panamanian white-faced capuchin)
Lineage: Eukaryota; Metazoa; Chordata; Mammalia; Primates; Cebidae
Product: olfactory receptor 51A7
Exons: 2
Coding region: 94-1032 (312 amino acids)
Biological process (GO): G protein-coupled receptor signaling pathway
Cellular component (GO): membrane
Molecular function (GO): olfactory receptor activity; G protein-coupled receptor activity
Source: RefSeq, a predicted model, not a curated record